Molecule: messenger RNA, 951 nt
Organism: Caenorhabditis briggsae
Lineage: Eukaryota; Metazoa; Nematoda; Chromadorea; Rhabditida; Rhabditidae
Exons: 6
Coding region: 1-951 (316 amino acids)
Source: RefSeq, a predicted model, not a curated record
AUGACGUCGAAAUUCGCAUCGAAAAAUCUGCCAAAAACACAAAAACCCUUGGGAGCCAACAGGUUUAUUUCAAUGUUGUUUGGGUUUUGUCGAGUUUUCAGUGACACAAUGUUCUGUAAGCAAAUGCGCUCCAAUGAGAACUCUGAAACAACUUUUCCAGCGAUAUUAACAAUCGAAGUGUUGAUUGGAUACGCCCCUCGUGGUUCAAAAUCCAAGCACUUGCUUGUCACCACCACCGUUGACGAAUCCAUAGCCGCCAACGUUGCUGAAAAUCAGAAAAAUCCCCCGGAAGUCAAUAAAUCCGGAAAGGAUGCGUUGAAAUCUGGAUCAAAAGUGAAAAGUGUGGAUAGUGGACCAGGUGGAAAGAAGUCGAAAAUGAAUCGAGCGUCGAAACGCAAAUCGGAUAAAUCCUCGUCUUCGGCGAUGAAGGACUCGAAACCGAUGGAUGGGACACAGAAUGGGCCGACACCCAACGAUCCAACUGGAAACAAUUCAGCGAAAGAAAACGAAAUUUCGAUUAUAAAUGCUGAUGAGUGUGGUCCGAUGGAAGAAACAAUAAAUGAUCCGGAGACUCCUGUCAUCCACGACCGUGUGGUUCGUACCGCCGCAACUGAUAUGAUUUUUGAUCCCAAAUUAGUGACUUACAAGGGAAAUCUAGAUGUGGAGAAGGACCAAAAAGAAAUUGAUGAUUUGGAAAAAGAGAUGAUGAAAGCGUGUCAGAAGCAUGAGACCAAAUUCAAGGAUGUCCGAAAAAAUGAUGAGAAAAAUCGAUUUUCGAAACUUCCAGAAUCGGAGAAAUCCACCGAGAAACAAACGCCGAUUCCGAAGGAUCUUAGGGUCAAAAUGCGACCCGAUCAAUGUUUGUUGUUCGAGACGAAGGAUCAACAGACUGAGGAUGAUAUGGAGUAUGAUACGCCGCAAAAUAAUGAUGCGAACACUGAGAAAAAGUAA